Zingiber officinale is the source of this 1090-nucleotide messenger RNA. RefSeq names its product heat stress transcription factor B-1-like. NCBI's taxonomy places the organism in Eukaryota, Viridiplantae, Streptophyta, Magnoliopsida, Zingiberales, Zingiberaceae. The transcript is spliced from 2 exons. Gene Ontology annotation, cellular component: nucleus. Gene Ontology annotation, biological process: regulation of transcription by RNA polymerase II. The record is from RefSeq and is a predicted model, not a curated record. The coding region runs from base 31 to 834 and encodes 267 amino acids. Gene Ontology annotation, molecular function: RNA polymerase II cis-regulatory region sequence-specific DNA binding; DNA-binding transcription factor activity.
GUAAUAUAUGUUUCCGUGUAAGGAGGAUACAUGACGAAGAAGGGGAGCGGCGGCGGGGGACCGCCGCCGUUCUUGGUGAAGACGCACCGGCUGGUGGAGGACGAGGCGACGGACGAGGUGAUAUCGUGGGGAGCGAAGGGGGCGUCGUUCGUGGUGUGGAAGCCGGCGGAGUUCGCCAGCGAGUUCUUGCCCGUCCACUUCAAGCACAACAACUUCUCCAGCUUCGUCCGACAGCUCAACACAUACGGCUUCCGGAAGGUGGUGCCGGAUAAGUGGGAGUUCGCAAAUGUCAACUUCCGGCGAGGAGAGCAAGGACUCCUCUGCCACAUCCGCCGGCGGAAGGCCAAAGAUCACAAAACCACCGCCCACCUUCCUCCUUCCUUGUCUACCUCCGCCGAAGUCCACAGCUCCUCCUCUGCCUCCUCACACCCCCCACCUGAUCAUCCCGGCCACCUUCUGGAGCUCACCAGCCAGAACGAGAAGCUAAGGAGCGACAACCAGGCACUCAGCUCCGAGCUCGCCGAGGCCAAGCACCAGUGCCGACACUUGCUGGGCUUCCUCUCCGGCUUCGUCGAUUUGAGCCAGGUCGAUAUCAGUGCUCUAAUCCAGGGAAAUACUACCGCAACAGAGGAUCAUAGGAGCAGAGAAGCAGCAGGGGAAGAAGGGCUCAAGCUUUUCGGGGCGUUCCUGGAGAGAGGAAGGUGUGAGGAGGGAGUUGAUAUUGGGCGUGAUGAGAUUGUUGUCGGCCAGCGGCCCACGAAGAUGGGCUUUGGCUUGCCGUGGAUGGCGGCGUCGAGCACGGUUCAACAUGGCGGCGGCGACGUCUGCAACUGAAUCAAGUUGUGACAGUACUCGCGGUGGUAAAAUAUAUAUGGAAGGCAAGUGUCAAUAGAGUUCCAGUAACAUGAAUAUAUAUAAAAGACUGAAUUCGUAUGUUUUAUUCCUAUUGAUCCGAGUAUAGAUGUAGAAAGGCGAUGAAGCAUUGCUCUUUAAGUGGUGUGAAGUGCAUAAUUAUUACUUAAACUCAUCAGUUUGCUUUUGUUAAUACUUUGAGAAUACUCUGGCUCUCUCAUUAGGUGACAUGCUACAG